CCAGGCUGCCAGAUUUGGGACCCGACCCAGCAAAAUCUUGAGCGAGAAGCAGAGUGCCGCGGAAGCCUCUCCUUCCCUCCCCUUCUCCCCUCUCAUAAAGCGGUAGCCCUCCGUCGAGCCGAGCAGUCAGCAGCCGCCGCGUCCCCCGCAUCCCCCAUUCCCCGAGCCGAGCCACGCCGGACCGGUCGCCGAGGGACACCAGCUGCUGCUCCACACGCCAAGCCAUGGUGGAAUCCAAUGCCCCGCGGAGCACCGCGCCUGCCGCCGCCGGGCUCUUCAGGGUGCCGGGCCUCUUCGUGAGGCUGAGCACCAAGGGAGCGGCGGACCCGGACACGGUGUGGAGCCCGACCUCCCCGCUGGACUUCAAGAGCCUCCGGUCCAGCCCGCCGCGGGUCGGCCUCGGCCUCGUCGACGCCCUCACCGUCGCCGACGGGAGCUGCUGCUCCGUGCACCACCUGGGUUGCAGGAGCUCGUUCCUCGACUCCAUCAGGCCGUUCCUCGAGCUCGUGCUGCCUAAGGCGGCGUGCGGGAAGGCCGCCUCGUCGCCGGGCGUCGCCGCCACCCCGGACGAGGUGAGCGCGUACGCAGCGGACUGCGAGGAGUACACCUGCGUCAUCUCGCGCGGGGCGAACCCGCGGACGACGCACAUCCUCGCCGGCGAGACGCUGGAGGUGCGCGGCAGGGGCGAAGCGGGCGGUGGUGGUUGCAGGAAGGCGAUUUUCAGCAUCGAGCCUUUGAGCGACCAGCAGCCGUCAACGUCAUCGCCGGCUAGUGCGGCCGCGCCCGGCCGCUGCCGCUGCUGCAUCAAGAAGCUGCCGGAGAAGAUGGACAUCUUCAUGUACCUGGGCAAGGCGUUCUGCAGCAACGAGUGCAGGAAAGGGUACAUGGAGGAGGAGAUCGAGGAGGCGGAGGAGCUCAUGAUUCUGGACUCUGCGCUGAAUCUCUGAUUGAAGAUUUGUGAAGCUGCCGAGGCAAAGUAGUAGUAGUAUAAUAUUGCCCGCAAGCUUUCUGCCAUCGCUUUUGCCACCUUUACUACUAGGAUUAACCAAGAGGGAAGGGAGUAGGAAAGGAGGGAGAUGCCUCUCGUUCGAUUUUUUCUGAAGUGGAGAGGUUUUCGGCUCGGCCUGUUUGUGCAUUGGCCGAGCCAAUUUUCAUGAUUUGUUGCUGCUGAGCUCCCCAUUUUGGCUGCUGUCAAACUGUUCUGCGCCAUCAAUAUAUCAUUACUCCGAUUUCUUACAA
This is a messenger RNA of Setaria italica (foxtail millet), 1239 nucleotides long. RefSeq lists its product as uncharacterized. The record is from RefSeq and is a predicted model, not a curated record. NCBI's taxonomy places the organism in Eukaryota, Viridiplantae, Streptophyta, Magnoliopsida, Poales, Poaceae. The coding region runs from base 225 to 947 and encodes 240 amino acids. The transcript has 3 exons.